GUUGGAACCUCUCAUGCUUGCGAAGAUUUCAAGAACGUUGUCACGUUGAGGGAUUGCUACAACUGCUUGCUCUCCUGAUAUUCCAUAGUCACUAAGAACCUGUACAUAAAGCCAGAUCUUUCUCUUCUAAUUGGUCAGUAAUAGAAGAUGGAAAAACAUCACAAAGAAAUCUUGCGACGGCAUCGUGCCAAAUUAGCAGAGGAGAUGACACCGAAAUAUGUGUACCCACAUCUGAUUUCUAACAAUAUUUUCAAACCUUUUAUGAUAGAGGAUAUUGAAGCUGCUGGCAGUCGCUUUGAUCAAAACAACCAACUGUUGACUAGUCUAGAAAGCAGAGGAAAACAUGCAUUUGAAACAUUUGUUAAUGCCCUGUUUGAAUCUGGCCAAACUGACCUAGCUGAAUUGCUGAGACCUACAGGUCCAAUACAUGAACCUAGAUUAGUGGAUCCGGCUGCUGUUCCAUAUCAAGCUGGUGGCCCAGGUUAUGUUGCCCAGGCAACGCAACAAAACAAUGUCCAUCCUGUCUGGCCGGGACCAGGUCCUGGACUUAUCACAAAGCCAAUAACACCAUCUGCACCUGGUAAAGAGGUGACCGACUCGGAUGAGGUGUACAGAAUGAAAUCCAAACCAAGGGGACUAGCUUUUAUAUUAAACAACAAAACAUUUACUAAUGGGAUGAAGAAGCGAGAAGGUUCUGAUAUCGACUGUCGAAAUUUACAUCAUGUUUUUAAACAGUUAGGUUUUGAAGUACACAUAAAAGAUGAUCUGAUUGGAAAGGAGAUUCAUAGAGCAUUGGAUAAAUUUGCUGAAAUAGACCACACUAGUUAUGACUGCUGCGUAAUUGCAUUGCUGAGUCAUGGCGUCAAUGGCGCCAUCUAUAGUACAGAUGGAGAAUUACUGAAGGUUGAAGACAUCACAUCUAAGUUUAAUGGUGCUAAUUGUCCUAGUCUACGACGCAAACCAAAACUUUUUUUUAUUCAAGCCUGCAGAGGAGAGUCAUUUGACCGUGGAUAUGAUGCCAUGGAUGCAGGUAGGGUGGUUUCAUUGGAAGAUGGUAAAGAACCAGCCCGGAAGUCCCCUAGACUUGAAGAAACUGAAUCCAAAUUGUCACCAGAACAGCUGGUUGAGAAAAUGCUUGAUAUGGAAUUAGACAGUACAGAUGCAUUUGCUACAAAACAGACUGUGCCAAGUGAAGGAGAUAUGUUGUUAGCUUAUGCCACAGUACCAGGCUAUGUAUCAUGGCGUAAUUCUGAGCGGGGUAGUUGGUUCAUUCAGGCGAUAACAGAGGUGUUCUUAUCUAAAGCACACACAGAAGAUUUGCUGUCAAUGUUAACAAUGAUAUACUGCUGGCGUAAACUAGGUUCUCGUUCAGACAAAGGAAAAUCAACACAUUGGACAUCCUCCAAGGAGUGGACGGUUACAGAGUUUUUCCCAGACAACAAGAGGAGUUUAGUUGGUCCCAAACAGAUUGAAUGCAAUAUUGCUGGGUCUGUACAAUUGACUCUGGGACUUGCUGCAGUUGACGAGGCAAUACAGGACAGUACUUAUCGUAUAGCACGCCCUGAUAGUGGACCGACUUUCACACUUAACAUAUUAAAAUGCUGCUGCUGA
Molecule: messenger RNA, 1611 nt
Organism: Saccoglossus kowalevskii
Lineage: Eukaryota; Metazoa; Hemichordata; Enteropneusta; Harrimaniidae
Product: caspase-3-like
Biological process (GO): regulation of apoptotic process; proteolysis
Molecular function (GO): cysteine-type endopeptidase activity
Source: RefSeq, a predicted model, not a curated record